CUUCACGCUUACUUCCUCCUUCACGGCCCACUUCCUCCUUCACCGCCUACUUCCUCCUUCACCGCCUACUUCCUCCUUCACACCUCCAGCAUCGGCAAAGCACAACAAUGGCAAUCGGCAGUCCCUAAUCUCGUAUUCUGAAACCCCAGGUCCUCAUGUUCUUGGUGUUGUUGCUGCUUAUCAAGCUUCCAUUGGACCAUCCCUAAAUGACUUGUCAUGUGUCCUCACUCCUAGGGAAAACAAUGUAGUAGACUCAGCAAGAUUAACUUCACGGGAAAAAAGCUGCCAGCAUUCUUUUCAUUCCAGCAUUCUUUUCAUUCCUUUAAAAUUAAAAUUUCUGGAUGAAAUUGUUUUGUAUUGAAGGUUAAUGGAAGAAACUAUGUGAAACCAGAACUCAAAAUUUCUGGUCCUCAUGUUCUUGGUGUUGUUGCUGCUUAUCAAGCUUCCAUUUGACCAUCCCUAAAUGACUUGUCAUGUGUCCUCACUCCUAGGGAAAACAACGCAGUAGACUCAGCAAGAUUAACUUCACGGGAAAAAAGCUAUGUUGUUGGCAGAUCUGCACUUUAGUGCAGGGAUGAAGCCUUUCUUUGCAGGUGUUGUUGAAUGGAGCUGAAGUAAAUUGCAGGCUGGAUGCUCAUCUGCAGUCUCAAAAAAGCUGCAGAUUUGUAGAUAAUUUGAGAGGCUGCAAAGCAAAGGAUCAUUUUGAGUUCUGGUUUCACAAAUCAGAACUCAAAAGAUCAUUGGGAACAAUUCGUUUGAGCCAUGGCGUGCGAAUAAAGUUAUUGAUUAUGUAACUAAAAUAUUUCCAGAUGCUAUAAAAUCAUACAAUGAUGCUCCUACACAUAUGAAGGACGUAUGGUUUAAUGAAUUCAGGAAAAAGUAUAAGUGGAAUCCAGAAGAUGAGGCAGUAAUUCAGAGUAUAUUCCACAAAAAGGCUGCUAGAAGAUUAUCUGACACGUUGGGGCAGGUUCGCAUCAAUUUGGCAAGAGGCCAUGCACCACCAAAUUGGAUGAAUGAUCAGGUUUUGGCCCAAUACCGCAUCAUUUUGGAAUACGGAGGAGUUUAAGAAGACUGCUGCGAAGAACAAAAGAAAUAGAAAUUCAGAUUGCAGGGGAUUGGGACCAUCACUGCACACUGCAGGUUCAAUCUCCAUUUCUGAGCAUAGGAGAAGAUUAAAAGAAAAGCAUGGAGAAGAGCCUUCCCAUGCAGUGUUGUUCCAAGCAACUCACAAACGCAAAAAGACAAAUGAGUUCGUUUGCAAAAAGGCUGAUCAUGUAAAUGAGGCUGCAAUUCAAAAACAACAAACUCAACCUGAGCUUGGAGAGUCAAAUGCAUGGUUCGUGGCAGCCGGUGGCCUCAAGAAAAGAGGAUCUGUUUAUGGAUUUGGAUCAGAUACACCGCACUACUUCCCUGAAGCUGUGACGCAAAAGAAUUCAAAAUUCGGACAAUCAUUGGCACAUGCAGUUUAUGAGGAUCAAAUUAAGGAACUAAAAGAAGAGAACAUGCAAAUGAAGGAAAAAAUGGCAUGGUUGGAAGCGGAAUUUGUUGCAAUUCGUGGUGCAAAUCAACCUUCUUUUCAGUCUACUAAUCCAGCCGUUAGCCAUGGAAGUAAUGGUGUUGGAUUAGAUGAUCUUGAGCAAUAGAUUCAACAUUCUAACUUUUUUUUUUUUUUUUGGUGAUGGGUUAGAUGAUCUUGAGCAAUAGAUCCAAGAUUCUAACUUUUUUUUUGUGAUGGGUUAGAUGAUCUUCAGCAAUAGAUCCAAGCUUCUAACUUUUUUGUGAUUUAGGAAAUAUUUUGAUUGUAUUAGCACAUUUUGAAUGAUGGUGGAUAUUAGA
Molecule: messenger RNA, 1836 nt
Organism: Ipomoea nil (Japanese morning glory)
Lineage: Eukaryota; Viridiplantae; Streptophyta; Magnoliopsida; Solanales; Convolvulaceae
Exons: 8
Coding region: 1014-1643 (209 amino acids)
Source: RefSeq, a predicted model, not a curated record